UAAUCUCAGGAAACCAUCAGCUGUUUCAUAAACAGACUUGUUUAUUAUUUGUAAAAUUAUAAUUACUAUACAAACGAAACCAUAGUAUCUGAAUUAAAUUAUAUACGUUUCAUCUUUUUGUGUUCAAUAUAGUUGUUAUUACUAGAUAUUUAUCACAGAUUGAAUAAAGUGAAUACACAGGCAUUAUGGUGGAAGAUUCAAGUCAAAACUCUAACAAACCAAAGGCAAAAGCCACUCGCCCUAAAGCAGUUUAUUUAUGGACAGAAGCGGAUGUCCAGAAAUGGUUACGACGUCAUUGCAGUGAUUAUUAUCAUUUGUAUUGGGAAAGAUUUCAUGAGCACGACAUAACCGGCCGUGCUUUAAUUCGCAUAAAUGAUAACACAUUAUUGCGAAUGGGUAUAACCAAUAGAGAACACAGAGACGCUUUAUGGCGGGAAAUUUUGAAGCUACGACUCAAAGCAGAUAUAGUCGAGAUACGUGAUCUGGAAAGGAGACAUUAUUAUUUCAACUACGACUUGUGACACAACGACGUGGGUUCCGCGACAGUUUGGUCUACCCAUCCACUAUUAAUUAAGCGUUAUUUUACGAAAUUUAAUUGUAACAAACAUUGUACAGUUGCCCAUCUUUUCCGUGCCUUAUUUAUAAUGCUCACAGUAAACAGAAUUUUAAACAGCAGGUAGCAAACAGUUA
Achroia grisella is the source of this 690-nucleotide messenger RNA. RefSeq names its product protein aveugle (gene ave). Lineage: Eukaryota; Metazoa; Arthropoda; Insecta; Lepidoptera; Pyralidae. The transcript is spliced from 3 exons. Gene Ontology annotation, molecular function: protein binding. The coding region runs from base 186 to 521 and encodes 111 amino acids. The record is from RefSeq and is a predicted model, not a curated record. Gene Ontology annotation, cellular component: cytoplasmic side of plasma membrane. Gene Ontology annotation, biological process: cell surface receptor protein tyrosine kinase signaling pathway.